This is a messenger RNA of Paramecium pentaurelia, 2835 nucleotides long. The record is from the annotation of a GenBank genome assembly. Lineage: Eukaryota; Ciliophora; Oligohymenophorea; Peniculida; Parameciidae.
AAUGACUCAAGUUAAAGUAGAUAGAAUGUGUAGUGUCUAUGUAAUUCCUGAAGAUGCACCUAUGAGUUAAUAGGAAAUAUCAAAAGCAUUUGAUACAGGGAAAUUUGAAGAUAAAUUAAAAGUAGAUAUCUAUAUUCUAUAGAUUAGGCAUUGAAAUCACUUGUUAUUUAGAUUAUACAUGAUGAAUCAUUUCCUAGAAUGGUAAUGAAUGUAAUCAAUUCACUUGUACCAUUAUCAGAUGAGACACAUUCAUUAAAAAAGAUUCUACUCUUUUAUUGGGAAGUCAUUGAAAAAACUCAUCCAAAUGGUUCAUUAAAAGAAGAAAUGAUUCUAGUAUGCAAUAGUUUAAGAAAAGAUUUAUUGCAUCCAAAUGAAUAUAUUAGAGGAAGAACACUUAAACUAUUGAGUAGAAUUUAAUUGCGUGUAUUAUUGAUCAUAAUUAAUAAAAUAGGGUAUAUUGGAGCCAUUAUAAACAGCAAUUGUAGAAAAUGUUACUCAUAAACAUGUAUAUGUGAGAAGGAAUGCAGUAGUGUGUUUAUAUGAAAUAUUUCUAAAUUUUGGAGAUGAUUUAAUAUCAGAUUUAGAUGAACUUAUGGAAAAAUUAUUAUUAAAUGAAACAGAUUUAUCAACUAAAAGAAAUGCUUUCUUAUUAUUAUUUCAUGCAAAUUAAUAAAAAGCACUUGAUUAUUUAAGCAUUAAUUAUUCAGAUGAUAGUAAUUAAUUUGGAGAUAUAUUAUAAUUAUCUAUCUUAGAAUUAUUUAGAAAGGUUUGUAAAAAGGAUCCAUAAUAAAAACCUAAAUUAUUAAAAUCUAUAUAUUAAUUUUCAAAAUCUAAAUCAGCAUCUGUUUAAUAUGAAUGUGCUAAUACACUUUUUGCUGUAUCACCUAGUUUAGCAUCAUUAAAAAUUGCUGUUCAAAUUUAUAUGUCUUUGAUUAACACUUAAACAGAUAAUAAUAUCAAAUUAGUAAUUUUGGAUAGAUUAGAAGCUGUAAAUUAAUUGAAUCCUAGAGUCUUAGAAGAUAGAACUUAAGAUUUAUCUUAAUUAUUAAAUUAAUAAAGUAUAGAUAUUAGAAGAAAAGUGUUAAGACUAUUUUAAUUGAAACAUGAAAAUGUUGUAUUAUUAGCUUAAUCAUUGUAAAAGGAAUUCCAAAAAUGCUAAAAUUUAAAUGAUUAAUCUGAAUACAAAGUAUUAAUGUUAUAAUUGAUUAAUCCUAUGAUUCAUAAAUUCCCUUAAGUUCAUGAAGUUGUAGCUUAAACAUUUAUUGAUUCUAUUAUAUGUAACAAUAAAAUGGAUGAUUAAUGUGCUCAAUUAGCUGGAUAAACACUUGUUAAAUUAGUAUAAUUAUCUGAUUAACCUAUUCAACAUAAAAUUGUAACUGCACUUUCUAAUCGUUUCUUGGAUAUUCAUCAUAUGGAAUUAUACAAAGCAACAUUUACUAUUCUUGGAGAUUACAGUGUUAAUCCUAUUAGAUCAUUCAAUUAAAUUAAAAAAGCUAUAGGAAAUUUACCUCUUGAACAUGAUAAAGUUGUUGCAAAAUAAGAAGAUGAAAAUAAAUAAGUAGUCAAAACUGUGAUAUUACCAGAUGGUACUUAUGGUACAUAAGUUAUUGAAAAGUAAGACAAUGAAGAACAUGUAUCCAAAUUAAGAGAAUUAUUAAUGUAAAACUCUUUCCUUGCAUCUUCUUUGAGUAGAGCUUUCAUGAAAUUAUUAUCCAAGAUUUAAGAAUUCAAUAAAUAUUCUAGUUAGAUGCUAUUAAUUUUCUGUUCACUCUUGCGUUAUUAUUAAAAGAACACAGCAAAAAUUGAUCAAGAUACUUUAGAAACUAUAACUUCUAGUAUAAGAAUCUUAACUGGAAAGAAUCCAUAAGAUAAAUUGUAAGAAUAAUACAAAAAAUCUGAUGUUGUUCCUGAAUUAAAUAUUCAAUUUGGAUCUCAUCAAAAUUAUGAUAAGAUUCUUAAACAACCUGAUGAUCCUAUUAUUAUUAGAUAAUUAAAAGGAAUAUCUGAAUUUAAUGAAAUUGAUUUAGCAGAUGAUGAAACAUCUAUUGCAAUUAAAUAAGAAGAAAAUACUUAUGUAUCUAGAUUAGGACAUAUAGUAUAAUUAACUGGUUAUUGUGAUCCUAUCUAUGCUGAAGCAUUUGUUAAUGUUCAUAAAUAUGAUAUACAAUUUGAAGUUCUAAUGGUCAAUAGAUGGUCUAAGAUGGUUUAAAAUGUAUAAGUAGAAUUUAGAACUCAAGGAGAAAGCAAAGUUAUAGAAAAAGCAUAAGGUGUCAUCUUACAACCUAAUUAAUCAGCUAGAGUUAGAACAACAAUAAAGUUCUCAUCCUAAGAUAUUGGAGUUGUUUAUGGAGCUAUUCAUUAUGAAAAUAAUGCAGGAAUUGAAUAAGCUUAUUUAGUAACCAAAGAAAUUAAUGUAGAUUUAAUUGAUUUCAUAAUACCUGCUACUGUUUAGAUUGAAUAAUUCAGAAAGUUGUGGGCUAAAUAUGAAUGGGAAAAUAGGAUUGUAAUAAAUACCAAUUAAAAGUAAUAUUAUAUAUUUAUAUAAUGUAGUGACCCAUUUAAGUAUGUUUAAUUUUUAGAAAAAUAAUUGAAAGCCAAAUCUAUUGUAGAAAACCAUCCAUAAGGUAAUAUUAUUUGUGUUAAUAUGUAUGCACAGACAAAAUUUGGUAUGAAUUUAUAAUUUUAUAAUUAUAGAUGAUGAUUUCUUAGUUAAUGUAAGUGCUGAAGUUGUUAAUGAUAAAUUAUAAGGAUUUGUGAGAGUUAGAAGUAAAGUUAAAGAAAUCGUUGUUAAUUUGGGAGAUAAAAUUAAAGUGUUAUAGACUAAGAUUGAAUGAA